Prosopis cineraria is the source of this 711-nucleotide messenger RNA. RefSeq lists its product as uncharacterized. NCBI's taxonomy places the organism in Eukaryota, Viridiplantae, Streptophyta, Magnoliopsida, Fabales, Fabaceae. The transcript has 2 exons. The coding region runs from base 1 to 711 and encodes 236 amino acids. The record is from RefSeq and is a predicted model, not a curated record.
AUGAACAGUAAUAAAGGAAAAGCUGUGUGGAAUUCAAACUUGACAGAAAUUUUUAUUAAGGAAUGCUUAGAGCAAGUGUACAAAAAACAAAGGAAAGAAACUGCUUUCAAUAAAAAUGGGUGGCAGGCAAUAAUUAAGGGGUUUGAGGCAAAAACAGGAAAAAGAUACAAAGGCUUGAGAUGUACAAGGGAAUUAACCUUGAUAUUCAGGGAUGUCUUGGCAACUGAAGAGAUACUUUUUGUACCAUUUGCUACCCAGACCCAAAUAGAGGAUGAUGAUGAUGAUGAUAUGUACCACCCCACUAUUGACCUUCAAAAAGGCUCCGGUGAUAUUGAAGAGGAGCUAAAUUUAUCUAACACUGCAUCACCUAUGGGGGUCACUGAUGAGCUGUUGGGCUUGAAUGUCACCACAAAUACCGGUAGAACUAGUGGUGAUAAAAGUCAAGGCAAGAGAAAGAGGGUUGUAGGCAUUGGUGGGAGGAAAAAGCAAAAAGUUACUGCCUCAAUGAAAAUAGCAGAUGCGAUAAGUAAAAUAGCUAAGGAUAAUAGAGCUAGAAUAGAGACAGUGAACAAGAUUUUGGUAAAUGAUAUAGGAGUUUUUGAAGUUGUGGCUCACUUAAAUAUACUCCUAGAUGUUUUUGGUGAUAAAGAUUUGCAUUGGAGAUGUGUCAAUCUUGUUCUGUACAAGCCUAUGCGAGAUGCUUACUGGUAA